This is a messenger RNA of Capronia coronata CBS 617.96, 945 nucleotides long. Its product is annotated as 60S acidic ribosomal protein P0. Gene Ontology annotation, cellular component: cytosolic large ribosomal subunit. NCBI's taxonomy places the organism in Eukaryota, Fungi, Ascomycota, Eurotiomycetes, Chaetothyriales, Herpotrichiellaceae. The transcript is spliced from 4 exons. Bases 1 to 945 code for a protein of 314 amino acids. Gene Ontology annotation, molecular function: structural constituent of ribosome; large ribosomal subunit rRNA binding. Gene Ontology annotation, biological process: cytoplasmic translation; ribosomal large subunit assembly; ribosome biogenesis. The record is from RefSeq and is a predicted model, not a curated record.
AUGGGGGGCAAAUCCGGAUCGAAGACUGUCUACUUCGACAAGCUGAAGAGCUUGCUCGACGAGUACAAGUCAAUCUUCAUCGUCGGCGUCGACAAUGUCUCGUCGCAGCAGAUGCACGAAAUCCGUCAGUCGCUCCGCGGUGACGCGGUGGUCCUGAUGGGCAAGAACACCAUGGUUCGUCGAGCCCUCAAGGGAUUUAUUGCGGACAACCCGGAAUACGAGCGUCUGCUCCCACACGUCAAAGGCAACGUCGGAUUCAUUUUCACCAACGGCGACCUGAAGACCAUUCGUGACAGGAUCCUGGCCAACCGAGUCGCCGCCCCUGCUCGUGCUGGUGCCGUUGCACCCGGUGAUGUCUACGUCCCAGCUGGAAACACUGGUAUGGAACCUGGAAAGACAUCCUUCUUCCAAGCCCUUGGUGUUCCAACCAAGAUUGCUCGUGGUACAAUUGAAAUCACCACGGACCUCAAGUUGGUUGAGGCUGGCGCCAAAGUCGGUGCUUCAGAAGCCACGCUUCUCAACAUGUUGAACAUCUCUCCGUUCACGUACGGCAUGAAGGUUGUGCAGGUUUAUGAGGAGGGUCAGACAUUCUCUCCGGAUGUGUUGGAUAUCGAGGAGAGCCAAUUGCUCAAGUCUUUGUCCUCCGCCAUCGCGACCAUCACCACCAUUUCUCUGGCUGCCAACUACCCAACGCUGCCUUCCGUCAUCCACAGCUUGAUCAAUGGCUACAAGAAGCUUAUUGCGGUUGCAAUUGAGGUCGACUACAGCUGGCCAGCUAUCGAUGAGCUCAAGGACCGCAUUGCCAACCCUGAUGCGUAUGCCGCUGCUGCUCCGGCCGCGGCUGCUUCCACCGAAGAGUCUGCACCGGCUGCCGCUAAGGAGGAGGAAAAGGAAGAGGAGAAAGAAGAAAGUGAAGACGAGGGCUUCGGUGGUCUUUUCGAUUAG